Messenger RNA from Pieris macdunnoughi, 1299 nucleotides. The record is from the annotation of a GenBank genome assembly. NCBI's taxonomy places the organism in Eukaryota, Metazoa, Arthropoda, Insecta, Lepidoptera, Pieridae.
AUGUAUAAGCUUCUAAAAAAUAGAUUUACUGCCCGAUUAUUUAGGACUUUGGUAUCUGCAACAUCUUUUGGUCUGAAAAUGGUUCGGCAUUUUCCAAAUCCUUAUGAAGAUUACCAGCCGGGGCUAGAGCUUGUAAACAAAGACGAAGUUAUUAAAAAUAUAGAGGAAAAUGUAGGAGUUAUUACUAAAAGAAUGCAACCUUCUCCCCGGACUGUUGACGGAGGACUUUACGUUGGAACUACCGGUGUUUCAUACAUGUUUUAUUAUUUGUCACGAAAUCCGUUACUGUCUGACAAAAAAGUAUAUUUCUUAGAGAAGAGCCUAGAAUAUCUGCAACCAGCUUUGGAGACAUCAGCUGGCGAUAAAACAUCAUUUUUACUCGGUGACGCUGGUUCUUACGCCUUGGCUACUAUAAUUAAAAAAGAGACAGGAGAUGAUUUAUUUAAAGAAUAUCUUAAAAAAUUCAAAUCCCUCUUUAACUUGUAUUUGAGUAAAAAUUUUUUGAAAUGUGGCGGUGAUGAAUUUUUUGUUGGUAGAGCUGGAUAUUUAGCAGGUGCUCUAUGGAUUAGUCGAGAAUUGAAAAUUCCUGUGUUUACAAAUAAUGAGCUUUACAAAAUCUGUAAUGUUAUGGUAGCUUCAGGCAAAGAGUAUUCUAAAAAUCAUGAAAGUCCAUGUCCUUUGAUGUAUCAUUAUUAUAAUACACAAUAUUUAGGAGCAGCUCAUGGCAUUAGUUUUAUCUUACAAAUGUUGUUGACUGUUCCUGGUUACUUGGAACAUGAUAAAUCUGCUGCUCAAGAUAUAAAAGCUUCAAUAGACUUUAUAUUAUCAUUACAAACAACAGAAGGUAACUGGCCAUGUUGUAUAGAAGAAAUUGGAAUGGCUGAACAUAAACUCAUACAUUGGUGUCAUGGAGCACCAGGCACAGUGUAUCUCAUGGCGAAAGCGUAUUUAGUGUACAAGGAUCAAAAGUAUCUAAAUGCUUGCAAGAGAGCAGCUGAUGUUGUUUGGCAAAAAGGACUUCUUCGCAAGGGCCCUGGAAUAUGUCAUGGUGUUGCUGGAAAUGGAAUGGUGUUUUUGUUAUUAUACCGACUAACUGGUGAUGACAAAUAUCUAUAUAGGGCUACUUCUUUUGCUAGUUUUAUAAAUACAGAAGAAUUUUUGAGAGAUGCAAGAUUGCCAGAUAAUCCUGAAAGCUUAUAUGAAGGCAUUGCUGGUACAGUGUGUUAUUUAUCUGAUCUUUUGGUUCCAGAUAAAGCUGAAUUUCCUUUUCAAGAUGUCUUUUCCACUUAUAUGUUCUAA